Messenger RNA from Pelobates fuscus (common spadefoot toad), 1512 nucleotides. Its product is annotated as cytochrome b-c1 complex subunit 2, mitochondrial. Gene Ontology annotation, cellular component: mitochondrion. Bases 71 to 1426 code for a protein of 451 amino acids. Gene Ontology annotation, molecular function: metal ion binding. The transcript is spliced from 14 exons. The record is from RefSeq and is a predicted model, not a curated record. NCBI's taxonomy places the organism in Eukaryota, Metazoa, Chordata, Amphibia, Anura, Pelobatidae.
CCGCGGUGCAUGACGGGUAGGCGGCCGCCAUAUUGUCUCCCUGUGUGCGGCUGAAGGAGAGAGUGCGGCCAUGAAGCUGUUUACCAGCGCCCGGUUCCUGUCUAGGAGACUUUUCUCUUCAAAAGCUGCUUCAAAAUCAGAAACUGUGGGUCAUGCUCGACUUUUUCCUGAGGAUAUUGAGAUCACAAAACUGCCAAAUGGAGUGGUGGUGGCUACACUGGAGAAUUACUCUCCUGCUUCCAAAAUUGGAGUGUUUAUAAAGGCUGGAAGCAGAUAUGAAAAUUCCAGCAAUUUGGGUGUUAACCAUGUGUUACGUCUUGCAAGUAACUUGUCUACCAAGGGAGCCUCAUCCUUUAAAAUAACACGUGGAGUUGAAUCUGUUGGUGGGGGACUGAGCGUGACCUCUACAAGAGAAAACAUGGUGUAUUCUGUAGAAUGUCUAAGGGAUUAUGUAGAUACUGUAAUGGAAUACCUCAUUAAUGUGACCACAGCACCUGAAUUCAGGAGGUGGGAGGUGUCUGACCUCAAAGAGAAAGUUAAACUGGAUAAGGCUUUUGCCUAUCAAAAUCCACAAGUUGGCGUCCUGGAAAAUCUUCACUCUGCAUCUUACCGAAACACACUUGCUAACUCUUUGUUCUGUCCGGACUACAGAAUUGGAAAAUUUACAUCUGAAGAGUUGCAACAUUUUGUACAGAACCAUUUCACAAGUGCAAGAAUGGCACUGGUUGGCUUAGGAGUGAGCCAUUCUGUCCUCCAGCAGGUUGGGGAGCAGUUCCUGAACAUUAGAAGUGGUCCUGGAUCUCCCAGUGUGAAAGCUCAGUAUCGUGGUGGUGAAAUCAGAGUGCAGAAUGGUGAUGACCUGGUCCACGCUGCUCUUGUUGCUGAAGGAGCAUCUCUUGGGAGCCCUGAUGCCAAUGCAUUCAGUGUCCUGCAGCACCUUCUUGGUGCCGGUCCCUUCAUCAAGAGGGGAAGUAACACCAGCAGCAAGCUGUCUCAAGCCGUGAGCAAAGCUACCAAUCAACCAUUUGAUGUUUCUGCAUUCAAUGUCAAUUACUCUGAUUCUGGUCUCUUUGGAAUCUAUGCCAUCUCCCAGGCAGCAGCGGCAGAUGAAGUUAUUAAGGCUGCUGUUAAUCAGGUGAAGGCAAUUGCACAGGGUGGUGUGACAGAGGCUGACAUUGCGAGAGCUAAAAACCAGCUGAAAUUCCAAUACUUGCUAUCUGUGGAAAACUCAACAGGGCUGCUGAAUGAGAUCGGUUCCCAGGCCUUGGUAUCUGGUUCUUACACAUCACCAAAUGAUGCCGUCCAGCAGAUCGACUCUGUGACCAGUGCUGAAGUUGUAAAUGCUGCAAAGAAGUUUGCAUCUGGAAAGAAGUCUUUUGCAGCAUCUGGAAAUCUGGAGAACACUCCGUUUGUUUCUGAUCUGUGAUGAGUUGGUUCAUUGGAAAGCUUAGAUCACUAGUAAACUGCAAUAAGAAAAGAACCCCCUACAACUAGCAUAAUAUAUAUUAUUUA